CCACUAUUCCUACUUCUCCUACCGCACUACUCUAAGCUAAUUUCCACAUAUCCUCCUCCAACUAAUCCAUCACCAAAAGCCCGAAGGAAUCAACUCACCAUGCCAACAACAAACCACCACCUCCGAAACCCUACCCCCCAGGAGCUUAUCCAUAUCCGCAGCACGCACAGAGAAUACUGGGGCACCCACCUAACACUGAAGCAAUACCUCUAUCGCGAGGAAGUCCUCUCAAGCACAACCUUAACAGGGAACGGUGGGUUGACAAGUUGGGCCCUUGUAGACCCCACCACCAACCCGGCUACACUCCUCGCUUCCUGCGAGAGCAUCCGCAAAGAGGUGUUUGUCAUGGAAGCCGGAAGUAAUGAGGUGCGCGUUAGCCAUGGACACUGCAUUGGGAGCGUUUUCACCCCGCCCGAUAUGAGAGGGAAAGGGUAUGCCAGCAUUAUGUUGAAGUUGCUAGCAGAGAAGCUGAGGUGGCAUGGCGGAAAGAGUGCUUUGAGUGCUCUCUACUCGGAUAUUGGGAAGGUGGGAGAUGUUUCUUGUCGAGCUGCGUAUGUAGUAGUAUUGGGGAAAGCUAAUAUUUUCCUGUCCCGGUCAGAAAUUCUACAAGAGGCUGGGAUGGCAUCCUCACUCUUCUCUCCACCUUGACAUCCCCGUAUCCCCUAGUUCACCCCCCUCCACAACCGCAGACAAGACAACCCCGCUGAAAACCUCCUCCCUUCCUCCCCUCUGCACUCAGGACAUUGAAGCCCUAAAAGCCAGCUUGACCUCCACCCCCGCCCUCAAGCCCCGCAUCGCCUUCCACCCCGAUUCAAAAACCUAUGAUUGGCACUUUGCCCGUGCAGAGCACCUUGCCAGCGUCACCAACCGCCCCCCUCCCACCACUAAAGGUGCAAUCACGGCCUCGGGCUCAGCGUGGAUCGUCUGGACCCACGACUUUCAAAAGGACGAGCCGAAGUUGCACGUCCUGCGCGUAGCGGGCGAGCCCAGUAAGGAGGAUGCAAAGGACUUGCUGGCCGCGGCGUUGGUCGAGGCGAGGGAGUGGGGGCUCACGUGCGUGCAGUCUUGGAGUCCGAAGGAGGCAGUGGAGGAGGCCGGAAAGGAACUCGGCGGACAGGUGGUUGAGAGGGAGGCAGACGGGAUUCCCAGCGUCAUGAUGUAUGAGCCCGGAAUGGGGAGUGAAGUUGGGGAAGUGGAAUGGUUUGUUAAUGAGAGGUUUGCCUGGUGUUGAGUUCGAUCGGGUGAUAGCGGUGGUGUCGGCGUUUUGCUUUGCUAUUUCCUUUCUCCUUUGUUUCUCUUCUCAUUAACUUAAACCCUUUCGUUGGUCAUUGAUGGUCAUGCACGAUAAUAGAAGUUAGUGAUGGC
Messenger RNA from Tuber aestivum (summer truffle), 1365 nucleotides. Lineage: Eukaryota; Fungi; Ascomycota; Pezizomycetes; Pezizales; Tuberaceae. The record is from the annotation of a GenBank genome assembly.